GAAGGAGGGUUCUUUGGUAAAGGGGUGCUGUUUUCUUGGUCUUUAUGGGUCAGGGUGUCCUUCAGGGCUGUAAAGCCUGGAGUAGAAGAAGUUGUAUCUGCCCACAUCCUUCAGGGCUCAGAGCGUGGGAACCAAGAGGCCCCUUGGCCAGCCCCAGGCUGGCGGGGAGCGGAUUAGACCGGCAGCGGGCCCAGCACUGCCUGCUGUUUGGUUUGGGAAUUAGUGGGCGCCCUGGGCAGAGGCUGGGCUUGCCAGACUGGGGAUUAACAGUCUCCACCCACCUCCCCCCCACAACCAAUUCCUGUUCUAUGGAAUGGCAUGGCAUCAGCCUGUCCCAGCACAGGACUGCAACAGGGGGGGCAGUUUAGGGGACAAGAUAACAAAAAACUCAGAGGCUAGAGGGGCCCUGAAGUCCCAUCCUGCCCCCAGAGCAGUCUUAGUGGCCUGUAUCAUGUUUCCUGCAGUUUGAGCACCAGUCCCCUGUUCUUAAAAUGGAGACACAAGUGUGGCCAUUCAUAGGGCCCUGGCACAAAUUCACCUGACCUUGGAAGGGUCAGCACACCAGCCUGAAAGACACCUAACAGUCCGCCUUCUCCCCUUCACGCUUCCCUCUGCCACUCCUGGACAGUCAUUGUCACACCCUGCUUGAGAGACCCAGGAUUGGCAUGAUCUUGGGCAUUUGCAAGUUCCAAGCUGGCGCUAAAUGUGGGUGGGGGAAGAAGGGGUGCUUGGGGACACACAUGAGUCAGGAAGCAGUGUUUAGACAGCACACAUCCAGGAUCUAGGUGGGCCAGGGUGUGCAUAUGUAAGGGGAACCCAGCCACGAGCCUAGACGUGUCCCCCCCAAAUCCGUCGGGUUGCACACAAGCCAGUAUAGGCAGGUCCAUGUCAGGGAAGUGCUUAUAACCUAACCAAACUGCUCGGGGUUCAAAUCCCAGGUGUGUCAUGAAAGGGCUGUGUGUCAUCUGGGCCUCAGUUUAGCGGGAAUAAUAGCGGGAAUAACAAAGUCACCAAAUUCACAUUUCCUGCUUGUAAAGACACAAUGAGAUGAAAUAGGUAACGCCUUUACAACAGCCCUAGGCAUGUACCUGCCAAGGAGUGUUUGUUAAUAUUCGCUGUUACAAUUAGUAAGCAUGUGAACUAGCCUGGGCAACCUGCCUCCGCCCCAGUAGGGGUCCAGCAGUCAAAAGUGUGUGGGGAUACUGGGAGCUGGAGGACGGGAGAUGAGCAUGGGGGUGGGGGAGUGGGGGGAGGGCUGGUAGCUGUGUGUAAGGAUACAUCCAAGGAAACGGGCCUCAGGUCGGGUAUGAAAUGAAGUGAAAGUCACUCAGUCAUGUCUGACUCUGCAAUCCCAUGGACUAUACAGUCAGUGGAAUUCUCUAGGCCAGAAUCCUGGAGUAGGUAGCCUUUCUCUUCUUCAGGGGAUCUUCCCAACCCAGAGAUUGAACCCAGGUCUCUGCAUUGCAGGUGGAUUCUUUACCAGCUGAGCUACAAGGGAAGCCAGGUUGAGUAUGGAGCCCAUCAACCUGAAGCCUAUCCCCUCCCCAGUUGCCUUAUCUACCAGCAUCACCCCUCACCCUCUUUUAUGAGCUGUCCAGCAGCUGGACAGCGGAGGCAUGGGUCCGAGGACAGACAGUCCGGGCUGGUUCCUAAUUACCCCGGGUGGGGCAGACACCUGCUGGGUUAGGAACACAGCGUCCUGGCUGGCCGGACCUCAGGGUGGGGUCGAGUGGAGCCAUAUGCACUUCUGGAGCUAGGGUGGACUGGAGAGUCUGAGGGGCACUCCAGGAUGCCCCUCUUAGGGCUAGAGCCCUGAGCCUCUGCCCCUCCCACACUGGACUAUGCAUUCAAAGUUGAGGAUGGAGGGCUGUCUGUGCCAGGCUAGAGUGCCCCCUGUGUAGGUGUGCCUCUGAAGGGAGAACAUGUGUCCUGUAUCCGUGCCAAGUGUGGGGACAAAGUUUUGUGUCCCUAAGCUUGUGUGUUCAUGACAAUGACGAAAGUGACUGCAACCCAGGGUGUGUGUACGCACCUGCCCGCCACCACCCAAAGUGAGGGGGUGUUGGGGAGGGUGUGUCUUAUGGAUUGAUGUACAAAUAAAUGCAGGUGAAUUUCAUGAGGGAUUAUGGCCUGACUCCUGGAUGUGACCCUCUGGGUCUGUGGGACUGUUGGGAGGGGUCAGUGUUGCCCAAAUAUGUCUUUGCAACAUGGGCAAAUCUAAGGGACCACGGGUCCUGGAUCUGAUCCCAGGACUGUGGGCUGCUGUGUUGAGGGGUGGUGCUCCUGCAUCUGAUGUGUGGUGCUCCUGCAUCUUAUGUGUGGUCAAUUCAGUUCAGUCCCUCAGUCAUGCCCAAUUCUUUGCGACCCCAUGGACUGCCACACGCCAGACUUCCCUCUCCAUCACCAACUCCCAGAGUGUGCUCAAACUCGUGUGAUCACAGGUGUGUUUUUGUAUGGGGGAGAUCAGGAAUAAAUGUAGGUUACUUCCCUCUGUGUGAUGGUCGCCUGUGUGAUGGUCACCUGUGUGAUGGUGUUCUGGGGUUGGGCUGUGGUCUGCACUUGGCUGGUUGUGUGACCUUGUGUGUGUCUUUAUUACCUAGUACAAUUAUGAAGGAAUUCAGUGCUUGGGUCCCUGCCCUUGUGUUCCUGGGUGGCUGUUUGGAGCACUGUGUGGGUGCCUGAGAGCUGAGAACCUGGUGGGUUUGGUUUAGGGUCCAUUGGCUUUAUAUCUGCAGUUUAGUGGGGGUGGGGUAUGGCUAAGUGUCUCUUGUGUGACUCUGGAAAUCUUUGUGACUGUGUAACUUCUUUCUGGGUCACGGUGAUUGUGGGAGGCUGUGUUGAGGAAAGUUGAAUUUGUGUCUGGAUCUAUGGAAUGUUUCCAUGUGCAUCUUUAUGGUUAAUUUACAAGUGAGUUUCGAGUGACCCAGCCUCACUGAGUAGUGUGUGUACAACUGGGUUGGGUAAAGACAGGGUUCCUGCCCCCUCCCCCAGCUCUAGGGCUAAAGUUUCUGGGACCUGCCAGUGACUGACUGACUGGGAGACAGGACAGGGAGGAGCUAGGGAGGUCAGGGUGAAUUCUCCACCCUCCGCCCCAGGUAACAAACUGAGGAGACUUCAAACAAAGUUCUUAGGCUGUAACUGUGCAACUGACUAGGGGGAGGGCCAGGGAAGGGCCACCCAAGUCCACUCCCCAGCCCCCUCCCUCACAGAAUCUGGCUUAAGCCCCACCCAACACUGAAGCCACCCACCCAGCCCAUCCUGUCCUUGUCCCAAGUGUCACUGAACCAGCCAUCAGGUGAGAAGGACCCAGGCCUGGGGGAACCGGGAACCCUGAGGACAAGUCGGUCUGCAAGGGAGAAUCCAUCUGAAUCCUCAGCGUAGGGUGUGGAAGGUGAGCAAGGAAUGGACACAGGAAAUGUCCAGGUGGAUCCAGGGCCAGGGGGAGGGGGCAGAGGCAGGGCGAUUAAGUGGGAGGGGGAUAGACUGGGGCUGCUGUGCAGCAGAGGGAGCCAGUCUAAGGCCAGGGGAACUGUGGGAAGGGACCUGGGGGCCAGGAGGCUUGGGGGCCAGGCUUUGGAGGACUUCAAAAGAAAGCGCAGGGCAGAGAAUGGGCCCAGAUUGGGUUGGGGGAGGAGGAGAGGAAAGGUCGAAGUGGAACUUGAGGAAAGAGAAUUGGGGAUGAAACUCAGUUGGAGCCCUGGGAACUUAGAAACUAAAGGGUUCAGGACUCAGGGAGCAGAGGAAAGUGUAGAUGGCGUCCAGGUAAGGGGUAUGGGAUCUGAGAGGGAUAAAACCUAAGGGUCUUGAGGGUGGGAGAUAGACGGAGAGGGCCAGGGAAGGUCUGUACAAGACGCUGGGACCGGGAGUCCAAGGAAGGGAGUGACCUGGAAGAGGGGGCCUUGGAGAGGAGGGCUGGGGGCUAGGGGAGGGCAGAGCAGGUGGGAGGAGAGGGGAACCCGAGCAAGAGCCGGAACCCAGGAGCUGGUAAGGUGGUCGGGCUCGGAACAGCGCGCAGAGUCGAGCCGGGCCCGCAUCUCUCCACCCCCGCCCACAGCCUCCAGCCCGGCUCCGUCCCGGCCCCCUACUCCUCGGCCCCCAAGCCUAGGUCCGAUCCAGCGCCCCCUCUCCUUUGGCGCGACCGGCCCGGGCGCCGCGAUGACCGUCACGUACACGGCGCGCGUGGCGAAGGCGCGCUUCGGCGGCUUCUCGAAGCUGCUGCUGCUGUGGCGCGGGAGCAUCUAUAAACUUCUGUGGCGCGAGCUGCUCUGUUUCCUCGGACUCUACAUGGCGCUGAGUGCCGCCUAUCGCUUCGUGCUGACCGAAGACCAGAAACGCUACUUCGAGAAGCUCGUCCUUUACUGCGACCGGUACGCCAGUCUCAUCCCGGUCUCCUUCGUGCUGGGCUUCUACGUGACGCUGGUAGUGCACCGUUGGUGGAACCAGUACCUAUCCAUGCCCCUGACCGACGCGCUCAUGUGCGUCGUGGUUGGCACAGUGCACGGACACGAUGAGCGCGGCCGCCUCUACCGACGCACGCUCAUGCGCUACGCAGGGCUCUCCGGGGUGCUUAUCCUGCGCUCGGUCAGCACCGCGGUCUUCAAGCGCUUCCCCACCAUAGAUCAUGUGGUGGAAGCAGGGUUUAUGACCCGCGAGGAGCGCAAGAAGUUCGAGAACCUAAACUCAUCCUACAACAAGUACUGGGUGCCUUGCGUCUGGUUCUGCAACCUGGCGGCGCAGGCUCGGCGCGAGGGCCGCAUCCGCGACAACGGCGCCUUUAAGCUACUGCUGGAGGAGCUGAAUGUGUUUCGGAGCAAAUGUGGGAUGCUCUUUCACUAUGACUGGAUUAGCGUGCCCCUUGUCUACACCCAGGUGGUGACCAUUGCUGUGUACAGCUACUUCCUGGCUUGCCUCAUUGGCCGCCAGUUCCUGGACCCAGCACAGGGCUACAAAGAUCACGACCUGGACCUGUGCGUGCCAAUCUUCACCCUGCUGCAGUUCUUCUUCUAUGCUGGUUGGCUCAAGGUAGCUGAGCAGCUCAUCAACCCCUUUGGAGAGGACGACGAUGACUUUGAGACCAAUUUUUUGAUCGACCGAUGCUUCCAGGUGUCAAUGCUGGCUGUGGACGAGAUGUAUGAUGACCUGGCCAUGCUGGAGAAGGACCUGUACUGGGACACGGUUGAGGCUCGCGCUCCCUACACCGCGGCCACUGCCUUCCUGAUGCAGCAGCCCUCCUUCCAGGGCUCUACCUUCGACAUCACGCUGGCCAAGGAGGACAUGCAGUUCCAGCGUCAGGACGGCUUGGACGUGCCGCUGAAUGAAGCACACGGCGACUUCCUGCAGCGCCUCCUGCCAGUGGGCACGGGCAUGGGCACAGGUGGCCUCCUGGGCCGGCGCGUGCCCUUGCUGCGCCGCAAGAACAGCCACGUGUCGGAGGAAUCCAUGGCUGCUAGCUGCGCGUGCGCAGGCGCUCCCGACGGCGCGGUCCCGGAGUGUGGCUGCGAAGGCCCGCUGGUCGACUUAGGCCAGCCGGAGCCGGAGUCUGAGCCCCUCACCGGCCCCGAGUCGCUUGCCCCCGUCCCCGCUCCCAGGGCGCCCGCUGAGCCCUUAACCGUGGUGCCGUUGUCUGGGACCCGGGGGCCGGCUCCGCCCUGGCUGCCCAGCCCCAUUGGCGAGGAGGAGGAGAGUCUAGCCUGAGACCUUUGGACCCUGAAUUCCCAAGGACAGGGAAACAAGCCUGCCUGCAGCAGUUUGGGUCUGCAUAAGCUGCGUGUGGACUCGGCCAGCCCCCUUCUUACCUGCCUGCGCCCCAACUUUACGUUUGGCACAGAGCGUUGGAGCGCCUCCUGUGGGCCGAGGGCUGCACUAAGGGCGGGGUAUCCUUCCAGCUUCUUUGAACAGCUAGCUGGGCCUUAGCGCCAGCUCUACUUCCCGCCACUGCGUGAGAAGCUUUUAUCCCUGCGACCUGCCUUUCUUCUUUCUAUAGACUGGACAUAUAAGUGAGUGCCCAUCUCCUGAGCUGUGUGGAUGAAAUGAAAGCGGCUUUAAAAAAUGUUUGAUACAUAAUAGGUGCUCAAUAAAAUUGUAGUUUUUUGUUUUUUUUUUUUCUAAAAACCUAACUCCUGCCAGGCGUUAUGCUAGGUAAGCUUUAAGGAUUAUUUGAUGAUGUCCUGUCCACUUCCAAAUUCUACUCUCUGAAACGGCCCCAUUCAGUGCCCAUGGU
Bubalus bubalis (water buffalo) is the source of this 6217-nucleotide messenger RNA. It is a transcript of the gene BEST2, whose product is annotated as bestrophin 2. The record is from RefSeq and is a predicted model, not a curated record. The coding region runs from base 4153 to 5691 and encodes 512 amino acids. NCBI's taxonomy places the organism in Eukaryota, Metazoa, Chordata, Mammalia, Artiodactyla, Bovidae. Gene Ontology annotation, molecular function: chloride channel activity. The transcript is spliced from 9 exons.